Schistosoma spindalis is the source of this 976-nucleotide messenger RNA. The record is from the annotation of a GenBank genome assembly. NCBI's taxonomy places the organism in Eukaryota, Metazoa, Platyhelminthes, Trematoda, Strigeidida, Schistosomatidae.
AUGGUUCCCUCGGACUCGCAUGAUCUUGGCGAUUCCUGGAUAGAAGUCACUCCACAAAGUUUGGGUUACAACCAAAAUGGUUCUAGUUAUUCAGGUUUCCAGGAACCUGGGGGUCUCCAUACCAUAGUUGAAGAAAGAUUACUAACUCUCUUCCUCUCAGAAGCCCAAGAACAUUCAGACAGAACCAGCGAUGGUUCUCUGCCUAGCCCAUUAUCACACGACGAACUUCACAGUGGUGAUACAUCCGAACAAUCUCACUCUACUUAUCAAAAUAUAAGUAUGGCCAAAUUCCCUACUGCGAGUUUUCCAACUGAUUUUCCAGUUACAAGCUCUGGAGAAUGGGCUAGUCGACCUGAAAUUGGAGCGUAUACUGCACUGGCAUGUCAGACAAAUGAUUCCAAAGAAAGCGUAUCCGGUCCUCCUAAUUGCUUAUCUCCAAUUAACGGCUCGUGGUAUCUACGCAACUCGGCUUUUAUGAAAUCGCGUUUCAUUGGUUGGUUGCUUGAUCAUAUUCCAAAUAUAUUAAGCCAUGCGACUACAUUCCUGUUGGGAGCAAUUACAUGAGAAUUCAACGAAUGAACUUCACAAACUUAUUACUAAAUAUUGCGUGAAAUCUAUUGUGACGUGUGCUACUGAUGUCGACAUAUAUAAGUAGUAUGUAUCAUCAAUUGAACGUAAAAUACCUGGAGGCGGAAGGUCAAGGAAAAGAGAACGAGAACAAAGAAUGGUUGGUGUGCAAAUGAAAGAACGAUGAAGUCUGAGACAAUUGAUUGACAUUUUGCAGAUGAAUUAUUUACUGUAUUUUUCUCAGAUUUCAAUAAGAUGUUCUGUAAUUUUAUACCCAAGUUUAUUUGAUUGUCCCGAUUUGUGUUCCCGUUCACAACACGUUUAUCCUAGAGCUAUACUAGCAUCUUAUCUAUCCCAGAUUAAAAACAAUGUUUCCAUUAAAGAUAAAUAUAUAGUUUAACUCAAACAC